AUGAAGGACGCACUGCUGGUGAUGCUGCUGGACGUUUACAUUAUCAAGGUGUCGUCACUGCCCUACCAUGUGGAUUCAAAUACUAAGUGUAAUAACACGAAUCAAGAAUACUUGUUGGAGGCUUUGGGCUUGUGUUGCAAAAAGUGUCCCCCAGGAUGGCGAUUGUCACAUGAGUGCGACCAAACAUCAGAGACCGUUUGUGAGCGGUGUGAACCCGACCAGUACAUGGAGAGUUGGAACUACGCACCAAACUGCUUCCCUUGCGCCAAAUGCAAACCUAAUAAAGGCCUGCAGUUCGCCCAAGCGUGCUCCCCUAUCGCCAUGUCCAAGUGUUCGUGCCAACCUGGCAUGUACUGCAUCAUGGAGUCUGACGAGCAACACUGCACUGCCUGUCUACAGCACAAGAGCUGCAAAGCUGGUUUUGGAGUCUCUGUGCCAGGCACAGCCCACUCAAACGUCAAGUGCAAACAAUGCCUAAACGGGACGUUCUCCAACACGUCGUCUGCAACAGAACCAUGUCGACCUCAUACAAACUGUCAUGAGAGGCCCGUGUUAAGAGAAGGCACUUCAACGAUGGAUACACUUUGCAAAGGGGCAACUAUGACCCCAACGAGCAUGGUCACGGGCACUGAGAAUCCUUUGCUUGGACCAGCUGUUUUGGGGGGCUCGCCAUCUUGGUUGACAAAAAGUCCAGGGGCUGAUGAUGACAAGGUUGCAGCAGUCGCCAGUAUUGUCGGAACAGUCAUGUUUUUCAUCAUCGUCGCCGUUAUUCUACUGGUCCUUUAUAAGACCUCACGGAGCAAAGGCGCUGCCAACUUGCAUCCUAAAGACACUUUGAGUGGAAGUCUUGAGAGCGGCAAUGAAUUGAAGACUCUACGGACUUCCCUCACCGACGUCUCACCGGGUGAGGAAUGCCGCCUGCUGAAGAGUACAGAGGGCAGCUGCGAUUCUGGCCUCGGCGGCGGCGACACUCGCUCUUUCCGCAGCAGCCAGAACUCCUUCGAAACACCGCCGUCCACCUUAGCCCUUCCCCAACAGCAGCCUUUGCCUUCGGGUACCGACAUCCAUUCAUGUGUUCCGCACAUCAGCGUCAACAUCACGUUCAACAUAGGAGAUGGAGGCUCACACUCACCACUGCAAGACUUGGAACUGAGCUUUAGAGAGGAGCAAGAGUCUAUCAGUAUUCCAAAACAGGAAGCUGGAAAAGAGUUGCCUGACCAGGAGAGUUUGGAAUUACAUGACUCUGAUAAGCAGGCCUAA
Messenger RNA from Nerophis lumbriciformis (worm pipefish), 1260 nucleotides. The record is from RefSeq and is a predicted model, not a curated record. NCBI's taxonomy places the organism in Eukaryota, Metazoa, Chordata, Actinopteri, Syngnathiformes, Syngnathidae.